AAGUUUUGUAGUUGCUUCAGGGUGGUUAGAACAUGUGAGCGCGUGGUUUUGUUGUUCCCGGGAAAUCAUGCUGUGAAAGUCCUUCAGGAUGUCGAAAAAUCAAUUAAAAGAAUCUUUUGAGGUGGAAAACCAGUAUGAAGCAUUCCAUACGUCCGGCUUCGUGGCUUGGAUUGGAGAAGAGAUUGUGUGUCAGGAUUCUGAGAAGAUCAACAUUGUUAAUGUGGAAAGUGGGAAAGUUGAUCGGUCAAUUAGGGGUGGAAUUGAAGAGGGAGAAGGCGAGGAUGUCAUCUAUACAUUCGCUGUAAGUUUUGGAGGUGAAUUUGUUCUUUCUGCCCACAAAAGUGGCCUCCUCAAGCUCUGGGAUGGAAAAUCCUGCACUUUAGAGCGGAUGUGGAGGGGUGUCCAUCAUGGACCCAUCUCCAGGGUGGCUUUUCACCCCACAACAGACACGGAAAUUGUGGCAAGUGGAGGAUGUGAUGCUUCUGUGAGGAUCUGGGACUACACAAAGAAGAUCUGCCUGGCGAAUCUUCGAGGCUGUCAGGGAGUCAUAGGGCUCCUGACAUUCACAUCCAAACAGCCCCACAUUUACGCUGUUGGUGAUGACAACAAGAUUAUCGGAUGGAAUUACAAAAGCAGGGAAGUUGUAGCAACUCUCGAAGGACACUACAGUCGAGUAACUUCGCUGUGCCUCACGAACGACGAGAACUUUCUCGUGACCACAAGCAGAGACAAGGUCCUGAUUCUGUGGGAUCUCAUGCAGAAGAAGAGUGUCAAAGUGAUUCCUGUCUAUGAAACUCUCGAAAGUGCGAUAAUCCUUCCAAAUAUCAUCAAUCUUCCGGGUGGAAUCUCCCUUCCGGAUGAAGGGAUCCACGUGGCUGUUGGCGGAGAAUCCGGAGAGAUUAAAGUUUGGGAAGUGACUAAGGCCAAGUUGAUCUUUACGCAGACCAACAGUUUAGUCUCCAAAGCAGAAGUAGAGGGCGGAUUGGCUAUCACUCAAUUGGUCUGGUGCCCGAAAUCCCAACAAAUCAGGAUUGCAACAGCUGAUCACAACAUCCUCAUCCACAACAUUGGAACUUUCUACUGCUCCAAGCAGCUCAUCGGUUUCAGCGACGAGAUCCUGGACAUGGCUUUCGUGGGAAAGAAGGAUAGGUACUUGGCUGUGGCCACAAACAGCCAGGACAUCAAGUUCUACGACACCACAACGAUGAAUUGUCAGCUCCUCAGAGGCCAUACGGACAUCGUAAUGGCUCUGGCUGGACGUGGAAAACUCCUUGCUUCCGCCAGUAAAGAUUCCACCGUGAGACUUUGGUGUCUGAAACCUGACAGUUUCGAGGUGAAUUGCAUUGGCGUGGGUAAAAAGCACACCGCUUCAGUAGGUUCUGUGACCAUGAGUCGCAUGGGAAGUUCCUUCUUUGCAUCCGUCAGUCAGGAUUUGUGCCUAAAACUCUGGACAAUUCCGAAAGAUGGUUCUGGAGAAGAUGCCUCCCUAGUCUGCUCAGCCACUCAAAUGGUGCAUGAGAAAGACAUCAAUUCUGUGGCUAUUUCACCAAAUGACAAGAUGCUGGCCACAGGAUCUCAAGACAAGACAGCGAAAAUCUGGAAUGCCAGUGAUUUAUCUCUAGUGGGAGUUCUCAAAGGGCACAAAAGGGGAGUUUGGUGCGUGAGAUUUUCUCCAGUGGAUCAGGUGAUUCUGACUACUUCGGCAGAUGGAAGCAUAAGGAUUUGGGCAAUAACUUCGCUGUCUUGCUUGAAAUCUUUAGAAGGGCAUGAAUCUUCUGUUCUGAGGGCAGAAUUCAUUUCCAGGGGAAUGCAAAUCCUUUCAACGGCUGCAGAUGGACUGAUAAAGCUGUGGAGUAUCAAGGAUAGUGAAUGUGUGACGACUUUAGAUCGCCAUGAAGGCAGAGUCUGGACAUUGGCACUUCCAGCGAGUGAAAAGCAUUUCUUCAGCGGUGGGUCGGAUUCAAAGCUCAUUCAGUGGCGAGAUGUGACAGAGGAGAAGAAGGAAGAAGAUAGAAAGAAGGUCCAGGAGACAAUUCUUCAGGAGCAGGAAUUGAGUAAUUUGCUGCAUCAGAAGAAAUACCUAAAAGCUCUGCAGAUUGCAAUUCGAUUGGAAAAACCGCAAAUGACGCUGAAGAUCGUGAAGAGCAUUGUUGAGGUUCAAGCUGAGGGAGUGGAAGAGACUAUUUCUGGACUCAAUGAACUGGACAAAGAGACUCUCUUCAAGCAUGCUUCAAUGUGGAAUACAAACAGCAAAAAUUGUCGGCCAGCGCAGUUGGUCAUCAAUAUUCUGCUGAAAGAGAUGCUCGCUGGGACUUUCAGACCCAGUGGAGCUGCUAGAAUUGUGGAGACUCUCCUGCCCUACACAGAUCGUCAUCUCAGGAGAGUCACGGAAUUCAUGAAGGAUCUAAACUUUGUCGAAUUCACACUAAAAGCCAUGCAACCGCACGCAGAUACAACAUAAAGUUAAUUUGUAUUCAAGAAUAAUUUAAGGAAAAAAUAAAAAUGUAUAUUAUAUUUUUAGUGUUGCAAAA
Phlebotomus papatasi is the source of this 2531-nucleotide messenger RNA. Its product is annotated as transducin beta-like protein 3. The record is from RefSeq and is a predicted model, not a curated record. Gene Ontology annotation, biological process: endonucleolytic cleavage to generate mature 5'-end of SSU-rRNA from (SSU-rRNA, 5.8S rRNA, LSU-rRNA); endonucleolytic cleavage in 5'-ETS of tricistronic rRNA transcript (SSU-rRNA, 5.8S rRNA, LSU-rRNA). Gene Ontology annotation, molecular function: protein binding; U3 snoRNA binding. The coding region runs from base 89 to 2461 and encodes 790 amino acids. Gene Ontology annotation, cellular component: 90S preribosome; nucleolus; small-subunit processome. Lineage: Eukaryota; Metazoa; Arthropoda; Insecta; Diptera; Psychodidae. The transcript is spliced from 3 exons.